This is a messenger RNA of Aspergillus homomorphus CBS 101889, 543 nucleotides long. RefSeq lists its product as uncharacterized. Bases 1 to 543 code for a protein of 180 amino acids. The record is from RefSeq and is a predicted model, not a curated record. The transcript has 3 exons. NCBI's taxonomy places the organism in Eukaryota, Fungi, Ascomycota, Eurotiomycetes, Eurotiales, Aspergillaceae.
AUGCAUUUGGCACGAGGCAAUCGUCAAGGCCAUAUCCCUAAAAUUGUCCACGCUUACAAUUUCAGCGAUCCCUCGCCUGCAAGGAAUGCCGCCGCCUGUACACCGGCCGAGACUUCUCCCAUUCCUUCUACACCGUGUCCGCUUUCAAAAUCCGUGUCGAGCUACAAGUCUCCAGACUCGGCAUCAACCUUGCGCGAGUGGACGUUUUGCUCUAUCAUAUUUGAUUUAGAGCUAGGUUACGAAAUUGUCCACCUGAACGCAUCUGUGACUAAAAUCGACACGCGGGUUCAUUUUAAACUAACCCAAAGAACAACCAUCGAGCUGAUUAGGAUGCAUUUCAUCCAUUUUUUGUGGUGUCAAGCGUAUAAUGGAAAGCCUCAGGAGCUUGGGGACCUCAAUACACGAUUCGGGAUGGCAUUGGGUGAAUACGUCUACUCAACCGACUAUGAAACCCUUGAAAGUCUGGAAGACGGUGACGAUGUAUCGGUCGAUAUUUCCAGUUACUUGAAGGAGAGGAUUUUGGAAAUGUUUUACUCUGCAUAA